AUGAUUAAGAUGAUUACACAAGCGGCUGAUAAAGCUCGUUCGGACGUUCAAGCACUUAUAGAUGAAAAUAGAGUAAAACUGAGAGAAAAAUACGACUAUCUUACCAAGCCGCUUCGACAGGCUAUUACGAAUGAGCAAGACAUUGAAAAAUUGAGCACGGCAAUUGAUCGUUUUAAACUAGCUCGACCAGCAAAUAAGUCCUUACCGAUAGUGAUUCAAGUCCAACAUCGAGACAUUGAUUUCAAUCGUAUUUUAGUAAUUGAUCAAAUUGAGCAAGAGCCGGCUUUAUUUGAUAUUCGUCGAACAUUUAAAAAAAUAAAAAUUGUGGAUAUUGGACAUGGGUAUUCGAUGGUUGCUUCGGAUCAAACGGUUCUUUAUUGGGAGCAAUCACAAUUGUGCUUUGUCGAUCAAACUGGAGCAAAUAAAAAGAUGAUUCCCUGGCGACGAGGUUAUAUCGAAGACUUAUGUUCUUGUCCAGCGCUUGAUCAAUUUUUCAUAUGGACUCGAGAAGGCGCAUUCACUAUUGAUAGUUUUCUCUUAACAGAAAUAAAAAUUAAACAGGUUCCAAGGACGAGCCUUAACGCGCAUUCGUGCUGUACAAGUGCUCGAGAUAUCCUUCUUCUAGAAAUUAAUCGCGAAGUCGAGCUGUGGUCGAUCACAGACUGGUUGAUACAACAAAAAUGGGAAACGAUUGUGGGAACAAAAGAGUUUAUUAGAUGCAUCCGACUGAAUCCCGCUGGUAGUUUAGUAGCAAUUAUGGUCGGGAUUCGAUUAACAAAUAAAUAUCGGUUUGAAGUGCGGGAGGUAGCAUCGAUGACAAUAGUUGAAAAAGGACUCGAUUUACAAGAGUUUGACGUUCUCUCAAACAUUAUUGUAGCUCUGCCAAAUAAUGAAUGGUUACUAGCCAUUCAAAGCGACGCCACAACAGCCUUCAUAAUAGUAGAUAAACAUUGUCAAAUCAGACAUCAGGUUGAUUAUGAGCAUAAAGUAGCGACUAUGGCUUUAAUGAAUAAUGACCAAGUUUUAGUUAUACGCACAAAGGAACCUAAUCAACUUCGUUUUCAUUAUUUCCAUUGA
This is a messenger RNA of Didymodactylos carnosus, 1077 nucleotides long. Lineage: Eukaryota; Metazoa; Rotifera; Eurotatoria; Philodinida; Philodinidae. The record is from the annotation of a GenBank genome assembly.